UCUGUUGGCGCAACUGAAACGCGUCGGUUGUUCGUGUUGAGUCCGCGCACGUUUCUCGGCUAACCGUUAGCGAGUUCUCAGUGAGAGAAAAGAAUAGUGUUUUUCUGCUUUUGGCCAAACUAACGUUAGUUUUUGGGCCGCCAACCAAAUCGAACACCAGCAACAACAGCAAGUAUUAGAAAAGCCAAAUCGCGCCACAUGCAAAUUCAUUGGAAAAGCCAAACACACACACACGCACACACUGAGAAGUAUUAGCUGUAGAGGAGCAGCAGAUACAAUUGCCAGAUAAGUUCUGCUGCACAGUGGGACGAAGCAACGGCAACUGAAAACUGGAAAUCACCGAGAGAAAGAGACAGAGAGAGAAAGAGUGUGAGACGUGCCACAUGAUGCCACAAAUGCUGCUCAAUUCGAUAUCCAAGUGCUAAGCAACAAUACUAUUAUUAUUAUUAGUCGUAUCUUGGGAGCGCUGUGCCAUACAUUCUCAUAAGUAGCUCGAGAGCAUAAGGAAAACAUAUUCGAAAUACGAGAGGUGUCGAGUGCAUCGCCCAGAAGUCAGCUGCAGAUACCAGACCGCGAGGCUCCCGCCCCAACUGUUGCCCCCUCUUCGUGUGUCCGCAUAGGCGUAGGUCGUGGCCAAGGUGUUCAAAGGCAAACGGAGCGGCAGCCGCAACGAGGUGUACACAUUCGGCACCAUGGAGGGCGGUUACGUGAACGAAGAGGAUUCCGAUGCCAUAAUGGGCGUGGAAAGUCCAGCCAUCAUAUCCUAUACCAAUCCAAACAUGCAAAAUUCAUCAAUUUAUGCGCCAACAACAACAACAAUACCAAUGGCAACGCCAGCAACAGCAUCAGCAAACGCCAACACCGCUAUUGAAGUGGCUCCAUCCUCUGCAUCACCAACAAAAUGCUCAUCAUCCGAUUCAUCCACAACUCCAGCGUUGGGCGUGGCAAGCGGCCGUCCCUUUCACGGAUUCGUAACGAAAUUGCGAAAUUUCAAAUUCAACGAUUCGAAAAAUAUUAGAAAACGUUUGCAUUUCGAUUUCAUAUCGAAGGACAGAUUUUUGGGCGGUCAACUAAAGACGAAAAAUGGACAGAAAUAUGUUUUCAAUGGGCCGCCAUCGGGUGUUUAUGUUUCGAGAACGUGUUUGGUCGUCGCGGCUUUCAUCAUGGUGGUAGCUCUGAUAUUCUCAGUGCUUGUUACCUACUACCUCGCCUCGCACAGUUUGCCUGUCAUGGAGCCCAGCGCCCAGGCACAGUCCAAGGAUCUCCAGAGUCACGAGAACGAUGCAACGAGCGAGACGCACGCGAAUGCAACGCCCUUGGCAAAUGCCAAGUUCGAUAUACCCGGCUGGCUGAAGCAAAAGGAGCCUGAAAUCGCAUCCAAGCCAGAAAAAGCCGUAGUUGUACCACCCGUCGGCGAUAUACCCGUGCUGGAGGAGACCCUGCACACAAAUGCAAAGUCUAUGGAACGCACGCUGCAGCUGUACGAGGGCUGGCGCCCUCUACACUACAGAAUUGUUAUCGAGCCAAAUGUCGAGACGUCCGCUAACAAUGGCAGUCUGUCGAUUGAAAUCGAGCGUGAUGCCAAGGUCAGCAGCUGGGAGCCCAUUGUACUGGACGUGCACAAUGUGAGCAUCUCUAAUGUGCGCGUGAUACGAGCGCCGGUUGGCAAUGGGAGCGAUGAGGUGGAUCUGGACUUCGACAGCGACUAUGGGGAGAGCAAUGCCACAUUUGUGAUUACACUGGACAAGGAUCUGGCAGGAGAGUCCAAUCUGCGAGUGCUACUGAGCCUGGACUUUGUCAGCCAGGUGACAGACACGCUGCAAGGCAUCUACAAGACCAGCUACACCAAUCCGGAGACCAAGCAGCUACAAUGGGUCAUCAGUACUCAGUUCUCGCCAAUUGAUGCCCGUCGCGCCUUCCCCUGCUUCGAUCGUCCCGACAUGAAGGCCAACUUUACCGUCAGCAUCGUGCGGGACACCAAGAAGACAAUGUGUCUGUCCAACAUGCCCAAAUAUCGUAGCAGUUCCCAUCGUCUUGGCUAUAUACGCGACGACUUCCUUACCACGCCCCGCAUGCCCACCUACCUCUUGGCUUUCAUUGUCUCCAAUAUGGUUGACUCGAGCUUUGGUGAGCUGGACAACGCCCUUGUGCCGCGCGUGGAGAUCUGGACGCGUCCCACAUUUGUGGACAUGACAAACUAUGCAUAUAAGAUGGUGCGUAAGUUCCUGCCCUACUAUGAGGAAUACUUCGGCAUCAAGAAUCAGCUGCCCAAGAUUGAUUUGGUUUCCGUGCCUGACUUUGGCUUCAGUGCCAUGGAGAACUGGGGUUUGAUCACCUUCCGUGACUCGGCGCUGUUGGUGCCCGAGGACCAGGAGCUGGCCUCAUCGUCGGAGCACAUGCAAUACGUAGCUCAGAUCAUUGCCCAUGAGUUGGCACAUCAGUGGUUCGGCAAUCUGGUGACACCCAAAUGGUGGGACGAUCUCUGGCUGAAGGAGGGCUUUGCCUGUUACAUGAGCUAUAAGGCGCUUAAUCAUGUGCAUCGCGAGUUCCAAAUUAUGGAUACAUUCACGGUGCUGGAAUUCAAGGAGUCCAUGCAACAUGAUGCCACCAAUACAUCUCAUUCCAUUUCCUUUGAUGUGAAGACCUCGAGCGAUGUGCGUCGCAUCUUUGAUCCCAUCAGCUACUCGAAGGGCACGAUUUUGCUGCGUAUGCUGAACUCCAUUGUGGGCGAUGAGGCCUUCCGUGCGGCUACCCAGGAUCUGCUCAAGACUUUUGCCUACGAAAACAUGUCACGCGAUGAUCUCUGGGCGUUCCUCACGCGCCAUGGCCAUGCGAAGGGUACGCUGCCCAAGAGCAUGAACGUCAAACAGAUCAUGGACUCAUGGAUAACACAGCCGGGCUAUCCGGUGGUGCACGUGGAGCGCAAUGGUGCGGAUUUGGUGCUGCGACAGGAGCGUUAUCUGCUGCCCACUCGCAAUCCCUUGGACACCAGUCGCUGGUUUAUACCCAUUACCUAUGAGACGGACGAGCUGCACAAGGGCGACAAUAUACCCACGCAUUGGAUGACCCAGGACCAGGAGCAGCUGCUGAUCAACGAUGUCUUCACCUCCGUCAACAACAGCGACAACGUUGUGUACCUGAAUCUAAACCGACAGAGCUACUAUCGGGUCAAUUACGACAUGACCUCCUGGCUGGCUCUGAAGAAGAACUUCAGCACACUGCCACGCAUCACUCGCGCUCAGCUGCUGGACGAUGCACUGCAUCUGUCGCAGGCCGAGUAUCUGCCUUACGAUAUACCUUUGACUUUCUUGAUGGAGCUAUUCACGGCCGUGGACGAUGAGUUGUUGUGGAGCGCAGCCAAGCCGGGUCUCAACUAUCUCAUCUACAAUCUGAAGCGGGAACCAGCCUAUGAGACCUUCAGGGCCUUCAUGAAGUUCAUAGUGCGUCCGGCCUUCGAUCAUUACGGCCUGAACGAGCCGGACAAUGAGUCGCAUCUGCAGCUAAAGCAUCGCGCCUUGGUUGCAAACUUUGCUUGCAAAUUCAACUACGAUCGCUGCACGCAGGUGGCACAGAUGAAAUUCCGUGAAUGGAUGCGUGAUCCCAAAAAGAAUCCCAUUAAGCCUAAUCUGAAGUCGGUCAUCUAUUGCACAGCCCUGGCGGAAGGCUCCUAUCCGGAGUGGUACUUCGCCUACAAACAGUACAAGAGAACGAACAGUGCCUCUGAGAAGGAGGAGAUACUUACAUCCCUAGGCUGCACUACCAAGCCCUGGCUCUUGUCCAAAUAUCUGAAUUUGACUGUGAACUCCACGUCGGGUAUACUCAAGCAGGAUGGCGCCUUAGCGUUCCGUGCUGUCGCCUCCAACGCCAUUGGCUAUGAGAUAGCCUUUGAUUUCCUACAGACCAACAUCAAGGAGAUAGCCGAAUACUAUGGCGAUGGCUUCUCGACGAUAACGGAGAUGAUCAAGUCGCUGACCAUCUAUAUGAACAAGGACUAUCAUAAGCAGCAGCUGCAAGCCUUGGCCGCCAAUUGCCGCAAGCUCGGCCUGAAGGCCGUCGAAAUUGCCAUCGGGCUGGCCAUGGAGCAGGUGAACGACAAUAUCUAUUGGCGCACCCACUCCUACGACAGCCUUAAAGGCUUCCUCGAGGCCAUUGUCAGCGAGUUCCAGAUCAACAUCUUCUAGGCCACUCGACGUCAUUGGCGCAACUUUUUCAACCGAAUGCUACAUUUUAUUCAAUAGCCUCAAUAUAAUUUUAGAAAUCAAAACAAAAUCAAUAUGUGAAACGAAUUAUUUGCGAAAAGUGAUAUAAACUUGUAAGUUAGCCAACUUAGUUAAGAUAGCCAGCAUCUAUAUGACUAUAGAUGCUCUACUUUUUGCAAGUAUCUGUAUAUUUAUUUAAUUUAUAAGUUCGUUCUGCUUCAGUCUAUUGUAAUUUAUUUUUGAGUUUCUUGCAACGUUCCUGUUUUGAAUAGAAAAAAAAACUAUAGUUUAUUAUCACAACAAUAGCCAAACAGAAGGAAAAGGAAAGAAAGCAAUUCAUUUCAUUCCGUCGGUCAAAAGUUGAAAAUUCAUCAAAACGUUUCCUAUACUGCUUGGGUAAAAUAUUAAAAAAUGAAAUACACUUGAAACUCUACUACUAAGCCAUUUAGCACUAAGUCAAACUAAAUUUAAUAUCUUUAAUUUGUAUUAAGUCCAACAAACAAACAAAAUGAAAAUGAAAGGAUGAACGAAGUGCUACCUUAAUUGGAUAGUGGAGGGAAAUUGAGUGUCCUUACCGCAAAGUUUCAAAGUAUUGCGAAAGUUAAACCUAAAUACAUAUAUAUAAAUAAAAAUAUAUCUAAUUAAUGUUAAUGUAAAAGUUAUCUAUUAUGAAAAUUUUAUAAUGCGUAACACUAAAUAUAUAUUCGCUUAGUGCACAACCAUGUAAAUAAGUUUUAAAGCAUAUUUAACUAAAAACAAAUAAAUAACUAAUGUAAUUACGUAAAUUUAAA
Messenger RNA from Drosophila mojavensis, 4990 nucleotides. RefSeq names its product aminopeptidase N. The transcript has 15 exons. Gene Ontology annotation, cellular component: cytoplasm. Gene Ontology annotation, molecular function: metalloaminopeptidase activity; peptide binding; zinc ion binding. Bases 693 to 4181 code for a protein of 1162 amino acids. Lineage: Eukaryota; Metazoa; Arthropoda; Insecta; Diptera; Drosophilidae. The record is from RefSeq and is a predicted model, not a curated record. Gene Ontology annotation, biological process: peptide catabolic process; proteolysis.